ACACACACACACACACACACACACACACAGAGCGCGUUUGUUUGACUUAAGCCUUUGAAUGGCCUUGAGCAUCAGCAUCAACGGAAGGCAGGAUUUGGGGGCCAACCAGCUAGCAUCCCAACAUCACAAGGAGCAUCAACUGCCAGCCGCCAGAGGCCAACAGCAAGAAGCCCUGAAAAAAGAUGGAGGAAUCGGGGAUGUCUUUUGGUCCAGGCCUGAAUCCCGAUUAUGGACCACAAUGCUGCUGCUGGGAACCUGCCUGCUUUACUGCGCCAGGGUCCUAAUGCCCAUCUGUGUGGUCACCAUGAGCUCCCGCUUUGACUGGGACAAGAAGCAGUCCGGAAUUGUGUUGAGCAGCUUCUUUUGGGGUUACUGCCUUACUCAAAUUGUUGGAGGCCACUUGAGUGACCGGAUAGGAGGUGAGAAAGUCCUUCUCCUCUCUGCCUCGGCCUGGGGAUCCAUCACCGCCAUCACGCCCCUCCUCAUUUCCUCAAGCUCUGCCCACCUGACUCUGAUGACCUUCACACGCUUUCUUAUGGGACUGUUGCAAGGCGUUUAUUUCCCUGCCUUGGCUAGCCUGCUUUCCCAGAAGGUACAGGAGAGCGAACGAGCAUUGACAUACAGCACGGUUGGAACUGGAUCUCAGUUUGGGACAUUGGUGAUGGGGGCGGCUGGCUCCCUCCUGCUUGACUGGUAUGGAUGGGAAAGCGUCUUUUAUCUUACAGGCCUGCUCACCUUGCUCUGGGUGUACUGCAUGUGUAAAUUCAUCCUGCCACAAAAAGAAAUAAUAGUCUCACUACAUGACUUGGCAAAGGGUCUUUCCUUAUCAUCCAAACCAACCAAAGUGCCUUGGAGAAAAAUAUUUAGAAAGCCUCCCGUCUGGGCGGUGAUUGUUGCUCAGUUGUGCGCGGCUAGCACUUUCUUCACCCUGCUCUCCUGGCUACCGACGUUCUUCAGUGAAACGUUUCCCGAUUCAAAGGGCUGGAUUUUUAAUGUAAUUCCUUGGCUGGUGGCAAUUCCAUUCAGUUUGUUUGCUGGAUUCCUCUCCGAUCAAUGUGUCAGUCAAGGGUGCAAACCAAUCACUGCUCGUAAGUUUAUGCAGGUCAUUGGCUCUGGGGUAUCCAGUCUUUUUGCCUUAGGGAUCGGUUACUCCACCAGCUUUUGCCAAGCAGUAGCCUUCGCCUCAGCCAGUAUCGGACUUCAAACUUUCAACCACAGUGGCAUCUCAGUCAAUAUCCAGGAUCUGGCUCCUUCGUGUGCUGGUUUAUUGUUUGGUGUGGCAAAUACAGGUGGAGCUUUACUAGGUGUCAUUUGUGUGUACCUAGCUGGGCACCUCAUCGAAAACACUGGCUCCUGGGUCUCCGUUUUCAAUCUCGUGGCCAUCGUGAAUACCGUUGGACUUUGCACAUUCCUCAUCUUUGGAAAAGCUCACAGGAUGGACCUGGAUCCAGCCUACACCGAUUUAUAAACCCACCCGCAGACUUAGAGGGAAGUGUCAAGAUUUUGGAAUGGAGAAUGUAAAACAGAAUUCCAGGAAAAUACAUACUAGCCAUGGAAUGAUGAAAGUCCAAGCGUUAAUCGGUUAGCUCCAGUUUUACUAGCCAACGGCUAAUCUUUUCCUCCCAGAUGUUUGGCGUGUGUUUCACCUCUUUGAUCCGGUGCUAUUCCUCCAUUAUGCCAAAGAGGGUUCGCCCCAUGUUUUGGUAUUCUAGCCAACGUUGGACCCAUGUUGGCUGUCCUAGUUGGGAAUGAUAGAAAUCCAAUAGAUCUGGAGAGACCAGGAUCAAUUGUGUGAGAUGACCUGAGGAGAAGUUUAAAUGUGCUAACUUUGACUCCAAUGUCCUUUGCGACAAAAGGUCAUUACAUCACAGGCACACUCCCAAAAUAUGCAACCAGGUGGUAGAGUUUGCUCCUUCCUGUAUGAUAGGAAAUGCAACGAUUUUCCCAUACUCUCCCCCGCAAAAAUUAUUUUUUCCAACAUUCAUGAUGAUCACCGGGACUACAGCAAAAACAUAUAGAAUUCUAAUGUAUGUUUUGAUCCUCUUUUGAGGAGUUUUGAAAGCCGUCAUUGUGACUGUCCUAGGCUUUAACAUGGUUUAUCAUUCUAAAACGCCUUGAUGUUGG
Pseudonaja textilis is the source of this 2124-nucleotide messenger RNA. RefSeq names its product solute carrier family 17 member 9 (gene SLC17A9). Gene Ontology annotation, cellular component: membrane. Lineage: Eukaryota; Metazoa; Chordata; Lepidosauria; Squamata; Elapidae. The record is from RefSeq and is a predicted model, not a curated record. Gene Ontology annotation, biological process: ATP transport; transmembrane transport. Gene Ontology annotation, molecular function: transmembrane transporter activity.